AUGCCGAGGCUGCACGCCAUCUCGCAGGGUCUGUGGCAUCACAUUCAGCAGCAGCAGCAGCAACGUCCGGCACGGCCGAUGCAACUUGCUGAGCCGACCAUCGGCGACGUUGCGGCACAGCUGUCGCCGAUGACAACGCCGGCCAUCACACAAGUGUGGAUGGUGGGUGUGCAGGAAGGCGAAAAUGGAACGGUACUGGUGCAGGAAAGCCCCCGCAUCGUCCACACUCAGACAUCGCACGCGCAGCAGCCACAUCCGAAUUCCGAGGAGUCCCACGUGCGCUCAGCUGCGCGCACGAUGCACCGUAGCGGCAGGGCAGCGCUACCACCGCCGCGGGACGCGCUCACAAACUCGGAGGUGGUUGUCUGUGGCGAUGAUGCAGAAAAUAGUUUCCACAGAAGACGAGAGCGACGACCGCGGUCACCCUCACCAUCAACCUCGCGCACGCUGGAGGAGUUGUUUAACGAGGAGCUGAUCGGAGAGGAGCAGCGCGUGGCGCUCUUGUCGACGCACCAGCGCACCAUUACGGCGGGAGAAGAGGAUCUGUUCUCGAAAGCUUCGACUCGCUCACACAGAUGCAUCGCGGAAGCUGGGCAGCGGGUCAUGACGAUGACGAACGCGUCCAGCCAAGCCACGCCGCGUCAGCGCACGGUCGACGAGCCGCUGCGGGUGUGGCUGCCCAGGUGCGUGAACGCGCUUUCGACGCUGACAUGUGAGGGCAGUCCACCAAUCACGCGCGUCGCGGCACGCGGCAACCGCGGCCAAGUGCGACUUCGUACGGCGCCUCCCCGUCGGCGGGCAUCAGCUUUACUCCUCGCAACUGGCGACGGCGGCGCAGACAGCGCGCCGCCCGACUACGCAGGCGACGGUGAUGACGGCUUCCCAGUCGCUCUGUGGCGUCGCACACCGCCGCGCGCAGGGGUGACAAUGGCCGAUGCGGACGGCGCACCUACGUCGCUGCUGUCGUCUCCGCGCUGGUGCGUGACAGCUUAUGAGCCGCUGAGCCUGUCGCUACCGGCGACGGCGCGGUGUGCCGACGGCGAUGGUGAAGGGCCGGUGUUUCAGCAGGCACCUAUCAGCACCACCACCCUUUCUCACCUCAGCAGCACUGUGGACAGCAGCAUUCUGGGCCGCAGCGGCGCUCGGGAGGACGAGGACGCGGUGAUCGACGCGGUGAUCGACGCGGAAGACGAUGAAGAGGCUGCUGCGGUGGGCACCUGCCGUGAUCAUCGUCCACCCAUAGCGAUGGCGUCCACGCACGGCUCAGCGCCCACUGCCACGGUGGUGACACGGGUGUACUGGGGCGCUGCUCCACCGUUGAGAGGGAUGGCGCCGAGUGCUCUGCACCACGGCGGCGCAACUGGCAUGGCUGAUGAUGGUGAUGCAGGCGGCGACGGCGCGGCCUUCGCAGGCCGCAGGAGCUCUGGGCAGAGCAUUCGCAGCAGUGUGCAGGGCGGCGGGCGUGCGCUCGAUCAACGAGCCCAACAUUUCUCUGUGGCCCCCAUCACUGUGUCCUCCUCCGUCGUGGCCACGGGGCGGCCAGGCCAGCACCAGCACGGAGGCGCAAGGGGCUAUGACGGCGUUGGCGCACAUCCUUCACGCAGCUCCGCCACCGCGGCAGUUCAUCGCCAUGAACCGUUCGGUGAGCUACCAUCUUCGCUGUUGCCCGUGAUGCGCCGUCGACCACCCGCCGUCCCGGCCCCCGACGCGUGUGUGCCGCCACAGUCGAUGGAGCUGAGGAUCACCCUUCCCUGGUUGCUGCACACCUCCACGCUCCCACCGGUGGCGGCCGAAGCGCUGGCACGCUGUCUGGGAGCACACAUCAGAGCACAUCUGCGACCAGAGGGGGCAGCGCAGUGGACACAGGAUGGAGCGUGCCGCCCUCGACUCAGCGGGACAUGCGCACCGGGGCCUGCAGCGGCACAUCCACAGCCCGGGUCUUCACGGGGAGAUGAUCCACCGCCAUGCUGGGUGGCGGCCUUUGCGUACACGGAGGGGAUUCAGAUAUACGCGACGAAUCACGCCGCGUCCCUCGUCCACGCCAAGGAGAGCACCGAAGGGUGCGAAUCGUCUCGCGAUUGCCUGGCAAGCCCGCGUCACGACCCUUGCGGUCUUGCCCCAGAGGCGCCGCUAGACCGCAUCUCCUGGCCUGCGUGGGUGCCGGAUGCGCAGACGAGUGUCCGCAUGCUCGCCGCGCUCACCUCGGGUGCCUUCCAGCUGAUCGAGGUGAUCGCGCGAGCCCUCGACCAGGCGACCGCUGCUGGCAACUCUCCUGCUGCUGCUGCUGCGCUGGCAGACAUGGAUACGGCGGAGGGAGGCAACACUGAAGCCCGCAGUGUCCGAAGGGCAGCAUACAACGCAGGAGGUCAGCUGCACAUUGGCAGCGGCACGUCACGCUCCUCCGCGACGCUCUCUCGAGAUCCCGCCACCGUGCUGCAUCAGUUCCAUGUCUUCUCUGAGGCCAUCUUCGGUGAUGCGGCCAACAAGCGUCUUUGCCGACAUGUCCGCGAUCGCCUCCCGCUGCAUGUGCAGGAUUUGAGCGAGUUGUUGAGUCGGCCGUGGUGCGGCGGCGCGAGGGAAGACGAGGACGGCGAUGUGGCCACCACCACAACUGCCGUCGCUGCCACCGGCGUGUGGCGUGCCCGCUGCCCCUCCAUGCUGGAUCUUGUGCACCACCUCGCCCGUGCGUGGAUGACGGAGUGCUUUGCCGGCCUGGCGAACCGACUGCACGCGUUCCUGAUCACCCACGAUCCCGGCGUCGUGCUCGACCUCAUCUGUGCACGUGCGAACGACCGCAACGAUGCCGUGCCCCAUGACAACCUCUGCAACAGUGCGAGACUGCUGAAGAGGAUGUGUGCCGAGGAGCGUGACGAGAACGCCUGUGCGCAUCAGCGGGCUCCUGUUCCAGCGCGCGAGCGGCACCGCGACCAGCGCGAAUGCCAUGGCUGCUCAGCUCACUCGCGCGCAGUGCUGGCAGCCGCGACUGCAGCCGCGUCGGUGCUCCCGCCACAUGCGUUGAUCUACCGAGGCGUCGCAGAGUUCACUCACGGGCCUCUGCAGCGGUGGGAGCGGUGGUGUUUGUCACCGUCGUCGACCCCUGCCGCACAUUCCCUGGCCACCAACGCUACUGCCAGCGCCGCGGCCAUGCAGUGGUCAACUCACGUCAACUACGCCACCGUGCACUCGCUCCAAUGGGUACUACGCCACCCUCUCGACGCACACGCGGUCGCAGAUAAUGUGCGGCAGUCCGCAUCGAAACUCGCUGCUGUCACGGACAUGCUGGCGCUGCUGGAGCUGCUGACAUUGAUGCCGCCGCUCCUCGACACGACGGCGCUGCUGAUGUACCAGGCGGAGGCGGUGCUACGCGGCGCCUGCGCUUGCGUGAUGGGAAACGCCGGCGAUCGCGGUGGCGGCGGCACGGCCAUCAUGACGAGCGGCGCGCACAGCCACAACGCUAUCACCGGCGGCAUCCGAGCAACGCGGUCGCGCGCCGCGACGCAAGGGUUCCACGAGUAUUACCGCGUCUUCCUCGGACUUGUGUGCUACGGUGCAAUGCAGCUGAGCGACGCGGAGGGCAUGGCGUUGCUGUCACGACCGCGGCCGCAGCCAACGGGCGUGGAGCCCUCGACGGCAGCACCCCGCCAUCAUGACGCUGCAUCGCCUUUGCCAGAGCUGCGUUCAGCACAGGCUACCGUGGAUGGUCUGUGGACAGAAUACAUACUGCCGCUUGUGGUGGGUUACGUCAGCGGCAGCGGUACAGGGGCAGCACCCGCAGCUCGCAUGGAUGCGUUGACGGCCGCGGAUCAGUGCAUCACGUACGCACUGAUGCUGCUGCAGCUGCUGCGGCUUGAAGGGCGAAGCGUGCGCCACGGUGGCCGCGGAUGUGCACAAACCCCCGCCUUCCCAAAUGGAGCCCGGCAGGAUGUGCCUAACUCCGGGGUGUCGUCGUCGUCGCGGCACCGACGCAAGCGUGCCCGCUCCGCCGCUGUGGGAGGGCCGGAACCGCAGUCAUGGGGCAGCUUACGAAGCGCGGGCUCGUGUGGCGAAGACGCUCGGCCGAGGUGGUGGGCACCAUCACCGGCAAACGCGGACGAGCACCCCCCCACCGCCCGCUCCCCGCAGCCGGAGAGCGUUUCUAGCUCUGCCUUCACCGCGGAUACGGCGACGACGACGACAACAACAACGGCCACGACGCGCUGGUGCGCCAACAGCGGUCUGGACAGCAUCAACGAGAUCGAGCGAGUUGGCGAGACUAUGACGGCAUCGCGAUACAUGGCAGCGCCGGCAUUCGCCCACGCUCCGCGGCCCGGUCACAGAGACGAGCAGAGUGUUGCACACAACGCCGCCGGCGGCAUGGCGGACGGCGUCGUGGGCGUGUCGCCCACGGAGCAGACGGCGCCCCCGCCGCAUUGCAUCCCGCCCCUGGAGCUUCUCGCUGAAGGGGACGCGGGAGAAGCAGCAGCAGCAGCAGGCACACUGCAGUUUCCUCCCUGUCCCGCGCCUCCACCCGACUGGCAGGGCGUUUGCCGGCAGCUGAUUCGCCGUUGGCUGCAGCCGACGAGCGACUGUCAUGGUCGCGGUUGUCGGGCGUCGAACUUCGCCGAAGUCGCGGCGCAGCAUCCGAAGGCCGAUGACAGCGCCACCGUCAGAGCAACCUGCUUUCCUGGCGGGCGGUCGCAGUUUCUCGAUGUCUGUGAGGCGGGCAGUGGCUACACUCUGCACCGUCGCGAUGUCCGUCGCGUCGGCGCUCUUCUGGCGGGACUGGCGCAACGCGUCGCGGCCGUCCGUGAGGAGGAACAGGGCGCGCACGCUGUAAGCCCCCACAGCGACAGCGCUGGAUGCUGCUAUGAUUACCUCUACGGCGUGCUGCCGCCUGGACUGCGCGCAAGGGACGCUGGCCUCAUCACCGUCACCUCGACCUCCAGUUCUGACGACGGCGAGGAUAGCGACACGGACAGUGCAGGAGAGGGUGCAGAGACCAAUGACAACCUCUGCAAUGUAAACAUCCUGCGCUGUGUCGCGUCCACAAUCAGCACCAGCACCAGCACCAGCACCAGCAGCAGUGGAAGCAGCGGCCACAGCACCCUCGGCACCACCCCUUCGGCGACAUUGGUGUCGCCGCUAUCGUCAUCCCUGGCAACAUCGCCGUGA
This is a messenger RNA of Leishmania major strain Friedlin, 5151 nucleotides long. RefSeq lists its product as hypothetical. The record is from RefSeq and is a predicted model, not a curated record. The transcript has a single exon. Lineage: Eukaryota; Euglenozoa; Kinetoplastea; Trypanosomatida; Trypanosomatidae. The coding region runs from base 1 to 5151 and encodes 1716 amino acids.